AUGUCCAGUAAAAAUACUUCCAAAGGCAAAGAUUCCCUAGGAGAUCAAACCGAACAAAAUGGCUCAGACAAUCAAGAUGAUGAUUUUCGAACAACUGAAUUGAGAGAUGCACUUAAAAAGUUAACUCCAAGAAUGAAGAGACAUUAUAAUAAAUUGAAGUCCACUGAAGCAAAAAUUGCUUACUUAGAAGCGAUUAAGUUAGAGCGUGAACGGGGA
Molecule: messenger RNA, 216 nt
Organism: Dentiscutata erythropus
Lineage: Eukaryota; Fungi; Glomeromycota; Glomeromycetes; Diversisporales; Gigasporaceae
Source: the annotation of a GenBank genome assembly